Messenger RNA from Aspergillus steynii IBT 23096, 1686 nucleotides. RefSeq lists its product as uncharacterized. The transcript has 2 exons. The record is from RefSeq and is a predicted model, not a curated record. NCBI's taxonomy places the organism in Eukaryota, Fungi, Ascomycota, Eurotiomycetes, Eurotiales, Aspergillaceae. The annotation marks the transcript as partial.
GCUGGAAUGGCGGGGACAACCACUGCAGCGUAUACCGCAGAUGUUUGGACGUCACCCAGCACUGUAGACGGGGGUCAGAACCAGUGGGAUUACGCCGUCCCGGUUAGACAGAAUAGUACCGUUCGUCGCACAAAAUCUCGAUCGUCUCACGAUUCUGCCUAUACCCGCUCGCGAGAUCGUGUCUCUCGAGGAUCUCGCAGCUCCUCCGUGUCCAGACAUGCCUACGCACAUGACCCAACGCGCCGACACGACGCGAGUCUGAGUCGCCGUGCAAGUGAAGCCGGGAGCUUGCGGGCAGCUUAUGGUUAUGGGCACGACACAGCCAACGCCAGCCAUAGCUCGGGAAAUCUGAGAGACUCAGUAGAUGCGCCGCGCGAUGCUCCUCUUGGCCGGGGCGAUAUGAAGGAUGGGAUUGGGCUGUACAUGAAUGAUUUCGACCACGAGAACUGGAUCCACCGGGACAAAUUGGCCAAGAUUGAGAGCGAGGAGCUUCACCAGGCCGCGAUCUUUUUCCAACGCCGAGGGGGCGGCCUCGAGCCCAGCCGAUCACAACGCGGAAGGAAUCAUGAGUCGAACCACACCCCUCUGAGCGGGUCUUCGGUGACCACGCCGCCCGCGAAUGAGGCCACAGAGCCUUGGCCGAACAUGCAGGAUGAUCCGCGGGAUAUCACGAGCUCCCCGACUUCUUUUGAGCACGGCACCGAGCGCCACAAUUGGGACCUGCGUCGGCCGGAGGAGAUCGCCGCCGACAAAAACGCUGCGAAUUUCUACCAGAAUCCUGGUUUGCGCAAGAGCUCGUCUCGGAUACCCAUCCCGACCGCCAGUCCGGCUCCCAUUUCACCGAACCAAACGGGCCGUGAGUUCCCUAUGCAACGCGCGCGGGGGCUUACGAAUGGAGAGGAUGAUGCGCUGGCCUUCGGGAAACCACGGAGGGCUAGUGAGCCUAUCGUCGUGGACUCUUUGGAGGGCUCGACUCCCCCGGGCGCUAGCAGUCGACCCGUGAGUCGCGGGUUCCCAAGCGGUCAGACUACGUCGGGCAAGAGAACUACCGGGAAAGGAACGGCAGCAACGGGCACCCGAAAGUCGUCGGCGCCUCCCGCCACGCGGAAGACAACUCCGAGAAGUCGAGCUCCGUCUGGAACCCAGCGUCCGACCACACGAUCGGGCGAAGGCCGUCCUGCUCACCCCGUCAAUCGUCCCGAGGGUGAUCCGCCGUGGCUGGCGACCAUGUAUAAGCCGGAUCCGCGUCUUCCUCCGGAGGAACAGAUGCUCCCCACUCACGCCCGUCGGAUGCAGCAACAAAUGUGGGAGCAAGAGGGCCGGACGCCGACGACGUAUGAUCGCCAGUUUGCUCCGUUAGCCAUUGGCCCCGAUGGGGGACCACGUCCGGUCGAAGUGAAGAAAGAAGAGCCCCAGAAACAGCCGACAUCGCCGCUGCCACCGCCAGUGUCGCCGCUACCACCGCAGCCUUCGUCGAAACCGGAGAAUCGGGCGCCCGAAAUCUUGCCCACGCCCAAGAGUCCCGAUCCCAGCACUCGACCCAGUACAGGAACCGGCUACAGCACCAUGCCUAAGGUGCAGGAGCCUCCUCCUGCGGGACUGACCCCCAAAUGGAGCCCGCCGGUUGUCACUGCGCAGGAACCCCCCCAAAAGGAAAAGGGAUGUGGAUGCUGCAUUGUGAUGUGA